Messenger RNA from Phaedon cochleariae (mustard beetle), 1842 nucleotides. Lineage: Eukaryota; Metazoa; Arthropoda; Insecta; Coleoptera; Chrysomelidae. The record is from the annotation of a GenBank genome assembly.
ACAAGAAAUCCAAAAUCAAAGAUUGGAGGUGAAUUUCUGGGAAAAGGAUAAUUUCAGAAGAUUUUGAAAACAGGAUUUCCCUCUUUGGUUCAGUUAUUGAACUCAUAUUUUCCUACUUUUCACUCUACUUCUGGUGCUACUUCACUUCAUUCUCUCGUUCAUUCCCAGAGCAAAGAAGGACUGGAUUUUUUUCUCUGAUGAACCUGUUGGAUUGACGUCCAUAAAUCUCAUCUACAGUACUCUGCUGCUUCAUAUCUAAUUAUUAGAAUAAGGAAACAAUGAAGUUUCGAUUUUGUGGUGAUGCUGACUGCCCAGAUUGGGUUUUGGUGGAGAUUAAUACUCUUUCUAAAGUAUCAUCUGUGAAACUGAAAGUUCUUGCUCAGUUAGUAGCAAAAGGACUGACCAAUCCACCCAUAGAUGUGGAAAAAGCACAAAAACUCUUUUCUGAAUCCAAAUUAGAUGCAGAAGUUGAUUUAAAGGCCUGCAUAGCCUGUCUGUCAUACAUAUUAUCUUCAACAACACGUUUUAGCUGUGAUAGUAAUGCAUUGCAAAGUGAACUUCAACAACUUGGAUUGCCCAGAGAGCACAGCACAUCUAUUAAGAAAAUUGUAGAUGAGCACAUCACAAACCUUACCAAGAAAUUUGGAGAUAUGUCACUGUGUGUUAAUGCUUUAGAAAAUUUUGAUAUGAGACUGGAUCAAGAUUUGGGUUUUGUACUGCUAGAUUUGACUGUUAAUGGAAAAACCAAUACAGUCACCCUAACACCACAUACAGCAGAUGUGUUGUUGGAAGAUUUGAAAGAAGUAAGAAAGAAAAUGGUAGAGUUGAAAGAUGUAUGACUAAAAUCUAUAGAGAAAUAACAAGACAUGUUAUUCAACAUAUUUAUUAUACCAUAUUGAGAAAACAGGUAAAUAUUAAUAGGGUUUGUUGGAAUCUAUGCACAGCAAAUGAAGACCUAUAUAUUCUGUUACACCUACAGUGACCAUCAUGCCAUUUGCCCAUAGCCCUCUUGAAUCUUACAUUGUUGGGAAACUCUACUUCUUCAUCAUUGACCUUGAUAGGGUGUCUGGUGUUGAAGUCUGAAAAAUGUACAACUUCAUAGAAAAAAAGAAUGAAAGAAGGCAACAUUAUUUACAAUAAUAUUAUGUCAUUGAUAUUAUGGUUGAAGUUUUAUUAAAAGACUGGCUAAGGGGAAUUUGUUGAUCUGAUGGAUGUAUUGAAUGAAAUAAUCAUCAGUUAAUAAGACUAUAGGGUUAAAACAAGAGUUGCUGUGAAUUUUGACAAGGUAAAUGAGUGUGUAUACUAGGAUAUAUCCUCGGAUAUAUCUAUUCCAAUGGAUUAUCUCAUUCAUUUCAGAACAUUUUCACAAUUUAAUAUCAACACAAGAUCCUAUAAAUUGAGCAGAAAGCAAAAUUAAAUCCAGAAUUCAGUUAAAUCAUCAUUCAUUUAAACCUGGAUAAGUGACUAAACUUCCUUAUUUCAAAGAAUACCAUAUUUAUUUUUUCAGUUUUUGAAUACCACUCAAAAUAUCCUUUCUAAGGAUGUAUAACACUUCAUUUUCCAGAAACUGAUGAUAAAGUACUGGGCUCCAUUCAAAGUAAGAAAGUUGAGAGUCACAAUUCUGAUUUUGGUGAUUUUUAUUGUAUCAAAGUCUGCUCAAGUCAAUAAUAAGUCCUUGUGAUUAUCAUUGAAUGUCUUUAUCACCCAUACCCCAUACAUAUACAACAAAUCACACACAAUACUCAUUAUUGAAUGUACAAUCAAUUGUAUAUAUCAGUACUUUUUACUUUGAAUUUUGUAUGAAAUACCUCCAAUAGGAUUCAGUUUUUUCUCAAAUUACCU